This is a messenger RNA of Lasiodiplodia theobromae, 939 nucleotides long. Its product is annotated as Fungal lignin peroxidase. Gene Ontology annotation, molecular function: peroxidase activity; heme binding. Bases 1 to 939 code for a protein of 312 amino acids. The record is from RefSeq and is a predicted model, not a curated record. NCBI's taxonomy places the organism in Eukaryota, Fungi, Ascomycota, Dothideomycetes, Botryosphaeriales, Botryosphaeriaceae. The transcript has 3 exons. Gene Ontology annotation, biological process: response to reactive oxygen species; hydrogen peroxide catabolic process; cellular response to oxidative stress.
AUGCAUUUCCCCAAGUCAUCCAUCGUCCUCCUCGCUGCCGCCUCCAGCGUGCAGGCCCUCUCUUUCAACGAUGUCUCGACGGCCGCCUCGAUCCUCAAGCGUGAGGCAUCCGGGCUGGGCAACAACCUGCUGUCCCUAGUCAGGCGCCAGGACGGCUGCCCAGCUGUGUGGAACGAUGUCGCCUCGGAACUGAGGGGCUGGUUUCUCGACGGCGAUGGGUGCAGCGACGAUGCAAGAGCUGCCAUCCGCUUGGCCUUCCACGACUGCUUCGCCGGUGGUUGUGAUGGCUCCAUCAUCCUCGCCAAGGAGUACACUCGCGAGGAGAACGCCGGACUGGAAAACUUCUCGGUGAAGCUCGCACCUUUGGCGGAGCAGUAUGAGGUUGGAACCGCAGAUCUAGUCCAAUUCGCUGGUGCCCAAGCAAUCGCCACCUGCCCGCUCGGCCCGCGUGUCGCCGUCAAGGUCGGCCGCGCCGACAACGACAUUCCAUCCGAAGCGGGCCAGCUUCCUUCGGCGACGGCCUCAGCCUCGACCUUGAUCGGCCAGUUUGAAGCCAAGGGCUUCUCUUCCACCGACCUAAUCGCCCUCGUCGGUGCCCACAGCACCGCGAAGCAGUUCUUUGCCAAGCCCGAAAAGGCCGGUCUCAGCAUGGAUAGCACGCCCGGUACCUGGGACACCAAGUUCUACACCCAGACAUCGCUUGGAACCGCACCCGUGAGCUUGGAUAGCGACGUCAACCUGUCCAAGGAUUUUAGAACCAUCGUGCAGUGGAGCUCGUUCAGCUCACAGGCCGUGUGGUCUGCUGCCUUCGUGAGCGCUUUCAAUAAGAUGUCCGUCCUGGGCAACGAUGCCGGUAGCCUGACGGAUUGCACCAACGUCAUCAACGCCGCGACCAGCAAGCGUGACAUCAAGGCCGCCCCGAUUGCGGACAGGAUGUGA